Molecule: messenger RNA, 3550 nt
Organism: Achroia grisella
Lineage: Eukaryota; Metazoa; Arthropoda; Insecta; Lepidoptera; Pyralidae
Gene: Dll
Product: homeotic protein distal-less-like
Exons: 9
Coding region: 876-2087 (403 amino acids)
Biological process (GO): regulation of transcription by RNA polymerase II
Molecular function (GO): DNA-binding transcription factor activity, RNA polymerase II-specific; RNA polymerase II cis-regulatory region sequence-specific DNA binding
Source: RefSeq, a predicted model, not a curated record
UACGGGAGUUGGUUGUGUCGAGUUUCGACGGAGGGGAACGCUAUUAAAAUAUCCACAAACAUUAUCUUUAAUUGGACAGAAUUUUGUGCUUGUGUGCGUUCGUGCGCUGUUUUUUUUCACUCUCGACCAGUGACGAUUCGGUUUUUUCGAAACUUGAUGACUGUUAUCAGCCGUGUUUAGUGUGCAGUGAUCGUGUGUGAUUCGAUUGCCCGUUAAACUUAGUGGUUAUCGUAUAUGACAAUAGAUUAGACACGUAAACCGGGAGUGACGAAAAUGACAUCGGUUACGUGACGAAAAAUAUAUUGAACGCGGCCAAAAUCGCGAUACGUGACGGAAAGGCAAAAGUAAAAUCGAAAAAUGAUCCACGUGCUCUGUAAUUGUGAAUCGUAAUGCAUGGUUCGUUAAUUGAUCGGCAAUUAUAUUCCUGUCCCGUUCUUUCUAAUUGCCAGCAACAAUAAUUUCGAUUGCGCUACGUCACUAGUGCUAAUUAAUACAUUUAUUUAACAAGCCAAUAAGAUUUUAAAAGAUAUCAACCGAAAAAGUACGUUUUAAAAAAAUAUUUAAAAAAUCGAACACAAGUUUUUUAAUUUUCCACGACUGUGAUUGCGGCAGAAGAGUGCGUUUACAAGACUAAAAGUGCUGUGACUAUUUAUUGUGUUCUAAAAAAUAUUUGUGACAAAGUGAUGCUGUGUUUGAUCGCUUGACUUGCACUAAACCGCUGAACAAGCGGCGAAAUACCAAACGAGGAGCGUAAAUCUCUCAAAAUUACCCGAAUUCAAUCCCCAAAAAACAAACCCAGCACGCUGAGUUUCUCAGAUCCCUUCGGGCCUCCCCAGUCCUCGGACGGGGGGGGCCCAUCGACCCCCCAACCAGCUAUGACCACCCAGGACGCGUUAGACCACCAGCAUCACCAUUUAGGGGGCUCGCAGACUCCCCACGAUAUAUCCAAUUCAGCAAACUCUACCCCAAGUAAUGUAUCAUCAAAGUCUGCGUUCAUAGAGCUGCAGCAGCAUGGAUAUGGUCCCUUCAAGGGGGGUUAUCAGCAUCCCCACCAUUUUGGGAGUCCUGGGGGUCAGCAGAAUCCUCAUGAAGCGUCAGGGUUUCCAAGCCCAAGGUCGUUAGGGUAUCCCUUCCCUCCUAUGCAUCAGAACACUUAUGGGUAUCAUUUAAGUUCAUACGCUCCUCAGUGUGCAAGUCCGCCUAAAGACGAGAAGUGCGGUCUAUCUGACGAUCCAGGACUUCGAGUGAAUGGCAAAGGAAAGAAGAUGAGGAAACCCAGGACGAUAUAUUCCAGUCUACAGCUUCAGCAAUUGAACAGGAGGUUUCAAAGGACGCAAUACCUCGCUCUCCCCGAGAGGGCGGAACUGGCCGCGAGUUUAGGGUUAACUCAAACGCAGGUGAAGAUAUGGUUCCAGAACCGGAGGAGCAAGUACAAAAAGAUGAUGAAGGCUGCACAAGUGGGGGCACCACCCCCCAGCCUCGGUCUACCCCCAGGCAGCCCCCCUAACAAUAACCAAUUACUACAUGGAGGCGGCGGCAGUUCCAGUGGUUCUCAACAUUCGCCGUCGGCGUACCAGAGUGGGGGCCCAACGCAGGCCCACUCGCCCACGCCGAGUUCCACGCCCGUCUCGGAGCUGUCCCCCGGUCUCUCCCCAACUGGGACGCCAUGGGACGUGAAGCAACCGCCACAGCCGUCCUGGGACGUAAAGGUCGGAUAUCCAACAGCGGGUCGAUCGCCGGACGGUACCUCGUGUGAUGUGAAACCUCCUCAUCAACAGUCCUGGGACCCCAGGGUCGGAUAUGAGGGUUUUUACGCUCGCUCGGAGGGUGUAGAAGGGCCGACCAGUGAGGAUGACCCCGCCAGAGGGCGCCCCAUGCCUUGGAUGCUAAAGGGUGCGCCACCCGGCCCCUGGGACGUGAAGGGUGCUCACGCGCACGCACUGCACCACCAGGGGGCGCCGCAGCCGCACCCGCCCUACGUGCCGCAGUACUCCUGGUACCAGACAGACCCCAACCCUGGACUCUUGACGUCAGUAUACAAAUGGUAUGGCCAGCAGUUUAACAGCCAUUGCACAGGAGACAUAUAAUGUUAAUAAAGAAUAAACCACAUACGUAAUAUAAUACUGGUUUAACUACAAACAUUCAAACCUUGAAAUUAGACUUUAAAGCUAAAUCCUUAGAGUGGAUUUUCCAAGUUUGUAAGCUUGAGUUAAUUCAGUAUUAUACGAAAUGUUCGAAAUGUAAAUUCACUUUUAAAAAGGCGAAACACAAAAUGGCGCGCACAAAUUGGCGCCAAAUUUUCAUGACGAAAGACAUUGUAUCGGCACAACCAACAUUAAUUUUAAGGAAAUUAUUUAAUAGAAUAAAAAGCAUUGUACAUUUUUAUAAUUAAAAUAAUGAAUAGGACAUAAUUGUUUAUAAUUAUUGUAAAUGUUACAUGAUAAAUGGGAUAUGGAAAUCAGUAGUGUUCAGAAAAAGCAUGCUUUUUUGCUGACUUUCUUUUCUGAUUUCAACUGUUCAACUACAUUACAUCAGAGCACGUUUUAAAUCAAACUAGCUAAAAUCAAAUGAAAUAUGUCUUGUGUCAUUUUACUGAAUAAAAUGACGAAACUACUUUAUUUCUUAAGCUAUUUUUUUUAGUUUAAUUGAGUUUCUUUUGUAACCAAGAUUCCCGUACUGUACUUUUAUACAUUCAUAUAUUUUCGAAUAUAAUUAUUAAUGAACUCUUCUGUUUCAAUAGCCAUACAAAAAGUUAUUUGAUACAAAUUUUAUGAUUUAAAAAUGAAUUUCCUAAAAUGAAAAUAUUUUUUCUUUAUAUUCUAAUGAGCAUUUUCUUGAAGGAAAUGUGUUUUAGCUUCUUAUUGAUUUUUGUUUAUGACAAUUGUUUUUAUAUUAAUAGUAUGUCAAUGAACAAAAAUAAAGACAUUACAAUUAUAUAUAAUAUAAAUAAUUAGAUAAUUUGAAUAUCCAUUUAUUUUCUGUUCAAUUUUUAAAUUGGAAAUUGUAUUCAUAAAUGUAAGCUUUAAUGAAUAAUAAAUAUUUUAUUUAUUUAGUUUAAAUUAAAUUUUAAAAAAACAUACGGGAAUGCAAACCAGUCUGUUGUGAUAAAUAAUUUUAAGUUUUUUUUUCUUUAGGAACAAAAAUUGUUUUUAAUGAAUGCUAAAAUAUUUAUUGAGUUUUUUUUCUUACAAAAAUUUGGAAGCAUAAUAUUUUUAGCUAUAUUUUAUUGUAAUUGCAAUCUGUUUUUUACCUGUAAAGAUACUUAUGGGCUAUUGAUGAUAAUAUUUAUACCUAAUAAAUUAUUAUACAGAACAAUAAUUUUAUUAUGCCGAAUGGUAUUUUUUUUAAUAUUAUUAUGAAUGGACUAAAGUAUCAAAACUAAUAAUCUAUCGUGGGGUCUUUACGGGAAGUACAUUUUGUAAAUAUAUUUUGUAAUAUAUAGAAAAAUAAACUAUAAAUAUAAAUAUAGGUAGAUAGUGUAAUUACUUUAUAACUACAAUGUAUUAUAAGGAAAACGGAAUCUAAAAAAAGUGAAUUAAUUUCUUUUGUC